GAUGAGCAAAACUGCUCUUCACGAACAGUCUCAUGUUGUUCCCUUUCGUUGCAAGUUGAUUUUGUUGUGGUGGCUGGUCGAGUAGCUCUGCUGACUUUUUAGUAUGAAGUUGUUGGAUGGGACUCAUCAAGCCACUGCUCUCUCUUUGAUGUGAGAUGUGAAUGGCAUGCUCGUCUUCAUCCAACACAGCAAUGGGCCGACUCGAUCAUCCUAGCUCGCCAUCUGGCCCCGGAUGUAAGCCGAGCAAGACGUCGACGCUGAAUGGCUGUGUUACGCCAGGUCGCCAUGAUGCGGCUACACCUAGUGUUACCAGUCCUGCUGAGGUGUUUCGGACUGACCUGAUCACAGCAAUGAAAAAACCCGAUGGUGACAUACUGACUGAUUCGGAGUAUGCUCUUAUAGAGGAUUCGUGGAAGCCAGAAUGGGAACGAGGCGUGCAGGUCUGUGUCAAGCCUGAAUCAUCGAUGAAAGCACUGAAAGUCAGGUCCGGCGUUAGUUUCGAAUGUCCGAAAAAGUUCUGUCCACCUACUGUGUAUAUUGAGCAAGCGGAGCGAUCCAGUGCAACCAAGGUACCCGGCGGUGAUCGUGUCCAAUACGACAUGGACAAUAUGGACUCGCAAUGGCUAGCGCGUUUGCACUCGUUGGAUGUCAAAGGUGGCAAGGAUAUUGACGAAGACAAACUCGAAGCGUGCGUCUCGUUCCUAGAUUUAAAGUGUUACGAGAACAUGUGUGAAGCCAUAAAGACUGACGAUGGUCUCGGGGUGGAAUAUGAUGCUGACGUCAUGUGUGCAGUGUGCCGAGCACUGGACAGCGAAGAAGGAAAUGAGAUGGUCUUUUGUGACCGGUGCAACAUCUGCGUUCAUCAGGCUUGCUAUGGAAUUCGCCACAUACCUGAAGGCAAAUGGUUCUGUAGUCCCUGUGCUAACAAUAUCAAGCCUAUCUGCGUAUUAUGUGGACAAGGUGGUGGUGCACUCAAACCUGUCAGGCUUGGGACACGCUGGGCUCACAUAAGCUGUGCUCUGUGGAUUCCCGAAGUGAAGAUAGCUAAUGUAGAUACUAUGGAGCCUAUAUCAAACUUCCAUGCCAUUCCGCAAAGCAGAUGGAAUCUGUUGUGUUCUAUAUGUCGGUUACGUCAAGGAGCAUGCAUACAGUGCUGCGUAUCCACGUGUACUGUUGCAUUUCAUGUAGAGUGUGCGUUCCAACAGAGUCUGAAGAUGAAAAGUCGCUUAGAUCACACAGUUUCUGAUGCUGUGCGGAAUGAGGCUUAUUGUCCUCGCCAUGCCCUACUUGCUAGCAGUCCUGCACCGAACCAGGCCAACGCAUCCACGCCACAAAUCAACCAGCGGGAGCGGAGACUAAAAGGAAUGAUGGAAAAUUUCCAUCAGUAUGCUCGGCAUACCGACUUGGCGAGGAAGUAUCGAUUUGCCAAGCCACUCGCAUGCCUGUUGCAUUCUUUCUGGGUGCUGAAGCGCAGACUUCACAGCAACCAAUCGUUCCUUCCUCUACCUGAUCCGUGGCAGGUUGUUGCUGAAGAGCGUUUGCGAGAAUUCCAAGACGACAAGGAGAAAGAAGAGGCGGAAGAUCAGUGUCGACCCAUGGUUGCCGAAUGGGAGCUUGAGUGGGAACGGUUCAUGACAUUGCGGCAGGACAUGGAGAAGAGUCGCAACUUGUCCUACAUGAUUUUAAGGAGGGAACGGCUGAAAAAGCGCUUGUUGCUGGCGCAGCAUAAUAUAUUUCUCAAGUCUGCAGAUCUGGCAUUGGAAAGUAAUGACAGUCAGAAUCUGGCCCUGGCAGACUUCGUUGUACGAAGUCUUCACUCGCUGGCUCUGAAUGUAGCAACUUCAACAGCAACCGGCACGUCUUCCGUAUCAUCUGAAGUAACGACUCCAGCUCCGAUGUCUCCUGAACCUCCUGCUUCUCAUGCUACCGGUGCUGUUUCUCGGUCACUGCGAUCAUCUGUGGCAACACCAGGUCCUGUAUUAGCAUCUGCAAGCCCUGAUCAUCGGCAUCAUCGCACUACCAGUGAUUUACCAACACCUAACCACUACAUGCCUGCAAAGAGGUUACGUGCUUCAUCGCCCGAAAAGGCUUCGAGGGCUUCGCUGGCUCAUGUCACGGCCUCUUCAAGUCCUACAUCAUUGUCACGAGCUGUGCCCAGCAAAAUCAGCUUAACAGUAAGUUCCUCUGUGAUGGCAGCAGCAGCUAGCCCAGUUUCAGAAUCCGUCAAGCCACUUAGAACUCCUAGUCCUUCUAGUCCUACGCAAUCAGUGUCGUCAACAUUAGCCACCUCUAGGCGCCGCAGCUCUAGAGCUCUAUCCUCUUUAUCCUCCACACCCUCUUCUCCUAGUGCUGCUGUACUCGCACCCGAUGAUGAAUCAGUGCUUGAUUCACCCGCUGGGCUAACUGCAACAAAGCGACGCUACUCAUCACGGAGAUAGCACUGGUAAUGCUCUGCUUAGUAAUAGCCAGAAUACCGUUCAAUUUGUUCACAUCAUCGCUCCCACUCUUUGUGGCAGCAGCGUUGCCAGCAUUCUGCAUGCGUCAUGAAACUCAAUCCAAUAUCAAUACCUCCCAUUUUCACACUCCAUAUUAGAAACAUUUUACAUUUUUUAAUUUUUCUGUCAGUGUCAGUGAAAUUCUUCCUCACGAACUCCGGUGCACACUUAUUUACUUCCUUACUCAAGCCAUGAGCACUGUGCACCGACAUUUCAUGAAACUCUGCUCACCUUAUCCCCUUGCGUACGUGUGUCCUUGUCUUCGUUUUGUCUUGGAAUUUGCUACCUGUAUCCUCUUGCUGGGCUUUGUGUUACUUCUUGCUGCUGAUGCUAAUGUGUGUGCAUUGCUAGUGGCUGGUUGAGAAAUCCUCUUAGAUUGCUGAUGUCUUGUAUAUACUAUAGUGUAUAUGCUGUACUUCGAAGUUGAGAGCCAAAACCGACAUGUUCUGCUGAGUUCAUGUGCUGUUUCAAUUUGUGUGUUGGCACAAAGAUAGGUACUGUACUAGGUAUGACUGUGACAAUGCUUCGUUCACUAUUGUCACUCUGACGUCUCCUUGUGCUUGUAGCUGGCAUCGAUCCUUUCGCUUCCUUUUUUGAGAUGAUUUCCCUACGUUUGUAUAUUUAUCAGUUCUGUGUUCGUGACUCCAUUUGUCGAAUAUACGAACUCAACCUCUUA
Molecule: messenger RNA, 3171 nt
Organism: Sycon ciliatum
Lineage: Eukaryota; Metazoa; Porifera; Calcarea; Leucosolenida; Sycettidae
Product: protein Jade-1-like
Exons: 18
Coding region: 162-2438 (758 amino acids)
Biological process (GO): regulation of transcription by RNA polymerase II
Source: RefSeq, a predicted model, not a curated record